Jaminaea rosea is the source of this 702-nucleotide messenger RNA. RefSeq lists its product as hypothetical. Bases 1 to 702 code for a protein of 233 amino acids. The record is from RefSeq and is a predicted model, not a curated record. Lineage: Eukaryota; Fungi; Basidiomycota; Exobasidiomycetes; Microstromatales. The transcript is spliced from 3 exons.
AUGAUCGCCCUGCUCUCGCGCUUCACCCGCUAUGAGCUCGCGACUAUCUUUGUUGCGCAAUGCCCCUCCAUCGCGAUCUUCUUCCUGGGAACUGCAGAGGAGAUCUUUGACUUCGCUGGCGAGCACCCCGAGCUCCUAACCAGGCAGUUCGAGUGGCCGGGGGUGUACGCCUCCUUCAUCGAAUACACAAACUCGCCUCAAGACCUAGGGGCAUAUGCUGGGCAGACCGUUGGACUGCCGAUCAGCGAUCAGGGGCUGCAGCUACCCUUCGGCGAGCGACAAGUACAGCAUCGACUGUACUGUGGCGAGGAAGGGGACACUGUCGAGGAGACUGACUCUCUCACGCUCUCUCCUACUCCUUCACCGCGGUCCCCAGCCGUCACCUUUGCGAUGACAGUGUUCGGUCGAGACGGCGUCUUGGGUGGCUCGACGCGAGAGUGGAUGACGAAGCUUGCCAAGAACCUGACCGGCAAGGACAUAUCGUCGCUCGAUGGGGACAUGGAGAUGAUGUGGCUGGCAAUUGACGAGAACGUUGUCGCUGCGGUCAUCGACACGAUGCAUCUGCACUACCCCAAGUUCGAGCUCAUUCGGGAGGAGCGGUGCCAGGGCCGUCGCAUCACGCGAUGCUUGAACACCAAUGUUCCUCCUUGCGCCGCGGUCGCCCGCCCUCGCAAGAGAAAGGCUGACGAUCGGUUCCGUUAG